AUGAAGGACCAAGACAUUGUCGGUUCAGCUUUGGCUGAGGUGCUCCCUCGUAAUUCUAAAUACUGGUUUCAGACACGUCAUAUCCUCCAUCUCAACCUCUUGCUUCUCGUCCCUCUCCUGUCUUCGUCCGUUGCCGGAUACGAUGGUUCUCUCAUGAACGGACUUCAAUCACUUCAACAGUGGCGAGACUACUUCGGAAACCCAGCAGGUUCACUCCUAGGCCUUGUCAAUGGAGCUCAGUCGAUAGGGUCGGUACUCUCUCUUCCACUCGUAGGUUGGCUCUCCGAUAAAUUCGGCCGUAAACCAAUUCUUCUUGCCGGAAUCGUCAUGAUUAUCCUCGCGACAAUCAUCCAAGCAGCUUCAGUCAACCUGGCGAUGUUUAUCGUGUCACGUCUCAUUGUUGGGUUUGGAGGGAUGUUUGUGGUCCAGCCUUCACCUAUGCUCAUUGCUGAGCUCUCGUAUCCGACACAUCGUGGUAAAUAUACUAGUGCAUUUUGGACAAUGUACUACCUGGGUGCUAUCCUUGCAUCGUGGACAACCUUUGGCACCCAGGACUACACUUCGGAUUGGUCAUGGCGUAUUCCUUCGAUCUUGCAGGCUGGUUUCCCAUUGGUUCAACUCUGUUUUUGGUUCUGGAUACCCGAGUCACCAAGGUGGCUUAUUGACCAAGACAGAAUAUCAGACGCAAGAGCAAUUCUUACAAAGUACCAUGCUGGCCCCGAAUACCAAUCCACCUCCUCCACUUCGCCUCUCGUCUCUUUUGAAAUAUCUGAAAUUAUCCAAACGAUCAACAUGGAAAAGGCUGCCAAGAACACUGGCUGGUCCGCGUUGGUUGCUACUCCAGGAAACCGAAAGCGAACACUUAUUGCAGUCUGUCUAGGAGCCUUCGCACAAUGGAAUGGCAUCGGAGUUGUAUCAUACUAUCUCACGCUUGUCUUGGAUACAGUUGGGAUUACCGAUUCUUUCGACCAAACACUCAUCAAUGGGCUCCUCCAAAUUUUCAACUUUGGCGCUGCUUUCUCGGCAGCUAUUCUUGUUGACAGGCUCGGUCGUCGGACACUCUUCAUCUGGAGUGGUAUUGGCAUGUUAAUCUCGUACAUUAUCUGGACAGCAUGCUCAGCUGUGAACUCGAAUACCGGUUCCAAGCCCGCUGGAAUCGUUGUCGUAGUGUGUUUGUUCACCUUCUUCUUCCACUACGACAUCGCAUACACACCUCUUCUGAUGUCCUACCCCACCGAGAUCUUCCCUUACUACUUACGGUCGAAAGGCAUUGCAGUCGAGCUAUUCGCAAUAUACGGCUCUCUGGUCAUCGCCGCUUUUGUGAAUCCUAUUGGACUUGAAAAUAUUGGGUGGAAGUACUACAUCGUAUUCUGUUGUUUCUUGGUAGUUUUCCUGGUCGUCACUUACUUUCUGUUCCCAGAAACAAAGGGACAUAGCUUGGAGGAAAUUGCAGUGAUUUUCGACGGUGAAGAAGCUACCGUGGACCACGAUGCGAAGGAUGCAAUUGAGGAUGUUACGGGACAUGUUGAGAGAAGGUCUAGCGAGAAUGAGAGAGUGUGA
Messenger RNA from Mollisia scopiformis, 1560 nucleotides. RefSeq names its product hexose transporter. The record is from RefSeq and is a predicted model, not a curated record. Bases 1 to 1560 code for a protein of 519 amino acids. NCBI's taxonomy places the organism in Eukaryota, Fungi, Ascomycota, Leotiomycetes, Helotiales, Mollisiaceae. Gene Ontology annotation, biological process: carbohydrate transport; transmembrane transport. Gene Ontology annotation, molecular function: carbohydrate:proton symporter activity. The transcript is spliced from 4 exons. Gene Ontology annotation, cellular component: membrane.